Molecule: messenger RNA, 5853 nt
Organism: Tympanuchus pallidicinctus (lesser prairie-chicken)
Lineage: Eukaryota; Metazoa; Chordata; Aves; Galliformes; Phasianidae
Gene: MTMR4
Product: myotubularin related protein 4
Exons: 18
Coding region: 308-3775 (1155 amino acids)
Biological process (GO): dephosphorylation; regulation of autophagy
Molecular function (GO): protein phosphatase binding; metal ion binding; phosphatidylinositol-3,5-bisphosphate 3-phosphatase activity
Source: RefSeq, a predicted model, not a curated record
AUCCCUGCCGGCCUCUCCAUUUUCUGUCUCGCCUGUCGGGGAGACGCUUAGAUGGCAGAGCCCUGCUCCGCGUCCCUGAGAGGUAGGUGGAGUCUGGGCGUCCUCCGCCCUCCUUCCCUCCAUUGUCAGUGCUGUGAGCGCGGCACCUGCUCCGGCCGCCGGCUGCAGGGAUGCUCCUACCCUCCACCAAGCACUGGCGAGGCUGCGGCAAUCCCUGCGCCGGCGCCCGGCAGCCGCUGCCGGCAGCAGCACGGAGCCCAAGGAAGGAGAUGCUGCUUGCGCUCGGCUGCCGCCUCGGGAAGUGAACAUGAGUCUGCCAGGCCGCGUCUCCUGCUCCAUGCUCAACUGCUUUGGUGAGGAAGGCCCCCCCAGUUUGGAGUACAUCCAGGCCAAGGACUUGUUCCCCCCAAAGGAGCUUAUAAAGGAGGAAGAGUCAUUGCAGGUCCCGUUCACUGUGUUGCAGGGUGAGGGAGUGGAGUAUCUUGGCCAUGCAAACGAUGCUGUGAUCGCCAUCUCCAACUACCGGCUUCAUAUCAAAUUCAAGGAUUCUGUGAUCAACGUGCCUUUGAGGAUGAUGGAAAGCGUGGAGUGCCGGGAUAUGUUCCAGCUUCACAUCGUCUGCAAGGACUCCAAAGUGAUCAGGUGCCAUUUUUCCACCUUCAAGCAGUGCCAGGAGUGGCUGAAGAGACUAAAUCGAGCCAUUGCCCGCCCUGCUAAGCCUGAGGACCUCUUUGCAUUUGCCUACCAUGCGUGGUGCUUAGGAGUCUGUGUUGAUGAGGAAGAUCAGCAUGCACAUCUGUGCCGUCCAGGUGACCACGUGAGAUACCGAUUUGAGAUGGAGCUGGUGAGGAUGGGCUUUGACUUGCAGAACGUCUGGCGAGUCUCUGACAUCAACAACAAUUACAAGCUUUGUUCCAGUUAUCCCCAGAAGCUGCUGGUGCCUGUCUGGAUCACAGAUAAGGAGCUGGAGAAUGUGGCUUCGUUUAGGUCGUGGAAGAGGAUCCCUGUGGUUGUGUACAGGCACGUGCGUAACGGGGCGGUGAUCGCACGCUGCAGCCAGCCCGAAAUCAGCUGGUGGGGCUGGCGGAAUGCUGACGACGAGUAUCUGGUGACAUCGAUUGCCAAAGCCUGUGCCUUGAACCCUGGAGCGAAGGCACCCGGCGGCGCGCCGCACAACGGGAGCAGCGACGGCGGCGAGGCCUGCGAGGCUGACUUUGACUCGUCCCUGACCGCGUGUUCGGGUGUGGAGAACGUGGGCACUCCUCAGAAGCUGCUGAUCCUUGAUGCCAGGUCCUACACGGCAGCCGUGGCCAACAGGGCAAAGGGAGGAGGCUGUGAAUGCGAAGAAUAUUACCCAAACUGUGAAGUCGUGUUCAUGGGCAUGGCCAACAUCCACUCCAUCCGGAACAGCUUCCAGUAUCUGCGAGCUGUCUGCAGUCAAGUGCCAGACCCCAGCAACUGGCUUUCAGCCCUGGAGAGCACCAAGUGGCUGCAGCACCUUUCUGUCAUGCUGAAGGCAGCAGUGCUGGUCUCCAGUGCAGUUGACAGGGAAGGACGUCCAGUGCUGGUUCAUUGCUCUGAUGGCUGGGACAGGACCCCGCAGAUCGUAGCGCUGGCAAAGAUUCUUCUGGACCCCUACUACAGGACCAUGGAGGGUUUCCAGGUGCUCGUUGAAUCAGAUUGGCUGGAUUUUGGUCACAAAUUUGGUGAUCGCUGUGGUCACCAGGAGAAGGUGGAAGAUCAGAAUGAGCAGUGCCCAGUUUUCCUGCAGUGGCUGGAUGCUGUUCAUCAGCUUCUGAAGCAAUUUCCUUGCCUCUUUGAAUUUAAUGAAGCCUUCUUGGUGAAGCUGGUGCAGCACACAUAUUCCUGCCUCUAUGGGACCUUCCUUGGGAACAGCCCGUGUGAGCGAGAGAUGCACAACAUCUACAAGCGUACCUGCUCCGUGUGGUCCCUGCUGCGGGCUGGAAAUAAGAACUUCCACAAUCUUCUCUACAUGCCAGGGUCUGAGCAGGUGCUGCAUCCCGUGUGCCACGUGCGAGCGCUGCACGUCUGGACAGCGGUGUAUCUGCCGGCUUCCUCCCCGCACCCUUUGGGGCAGGACGACAUGGACAUGUACAUGCCCCCUGGAUCUCAGAGCCAGGAGUUCAGUGGCAGGUGUUUGGACAGAUUACCAAAGACAAGAUCUAUGGACGACCUGCUUUCAGCCUGCGACUCCAGCAGCCCGCUGACCCGCACAUCCAGUGAUCCAAACCUGAAUAACCACUGUCAGGAGGUGCGUGUGGGCCUGGAAGCCAGGCACGCUGCCACUGAGGGAGCCGAGCUGCACGUGGGAGAAGGCAGCGUGGCGGCUGCUGCUGAGACACAGCAAGUGGAGGAGCAGCAGGAAAAUGCCCCCCUGCAAGCCAGCAGUGCUUUCAACAGCAGCACUGAGCAUGAAGAGCAAAGGAAGAAGCUGAGCAGCUGGGCACCUGUGCCAGCGAAUGACGUGUCUGUGGAGACAGAAAAGGAAAAUGGAACGUACGUGGAGGAACUGGAUGGUACAUGCCCAACUCCAAAUCCUUCCAAACAGGAAAAUGUUGACAGGGUUUCCAUCAGUUGUGGAAAGCAAUUAGAAUCCCGUUCCCAGGAACCUCUGAAGGCUGCUGGCUUGGCACCCGGUGGAGAAGGCUGCCCCAAGAAAAACACCACCUGCCAAGACGUUCCCAGCCAGGAGCCACCGGCACCCAGCGCUCCUUGUCAGGAGCCGGGCGUCCCCUGCCCAGAUGAAGACAACAACAAAGGCUGUACUGGAAGGAAGGGGCUCUGUGAGGAUCCCUGCCGGAUGGGGAGAGUCCCACUGGAGCAGUGGCGCAAGCCCAUUUCCCAGAGCCAAAGCAGCGAGUUCUCCUUUUUGGGGUCCAACUGGGACAGUUUUCAAGGAAUGGUGACAUCGCUCCCCAGCGGGGAGCCCACGCCCAGACAGCUCCUCUCCUACGGUUGUUGUAGCAAAAGGUUGAGCAGCAAACAGCUGCGGGCACCGGGCCUGUGUUUCAGUGGCCAGUGGGCUGCCAGGGAAGGUGCGAAAGGCUCAGUCUGCUCUGGCCACGUCGGCACGCAUUUUGCAGGCUCUGCAGGGAAGCCCAGCCGUUCGUGGCUACCCUGCCACCUGAAGCAAGCGGCCGGGCCCAAGCACAUGCCACCAAAAUGUCCUUCUCCCGUGCCUCCUCUUUACCUGGAUGACGACGGGCUCCCUUUCCCCACGGAUGUGAUUCAGCACAGGCUGCGGCAGAUCGAGGCCAGCUACAAGCAGGAGGUGGAGCAGCUCCGCAGGCAGGUGCGGGAGCUGCAGCUGCGGUUGGACAUCCGCCACUUCUGCGCCCCGCCGGCUGAGCCGCCCAUGGACUACGAGGACGAUUUCACGUGUCUGAAGGAAUCCGAUGGCAGCGACACUGAGGACUUCUGCUCUGAUCACAGUGAAGACUGUUUGUCAGAAGCGAGCUGGGAGCCUGUUGACAAGAAGGAGACCGAGGUCACGCGGUGGGUUCCAGACCACAUGGCCUCGCACUGUUUUAACUGUGAUUGUGAAUUCUGGCUGGCAAAACGGAGGCAUCACUGCAGGAACUGUGGAAAUGUGUUCUGCGCCGGUUGCUGCCACCUGAAGUUGCCCAUCCCUGAUCAGCAGCUGUAUGACCCUGUCCUCGUUUGUAACUCCUGUUAUGACCACAUCCAAGUGUCUCGUGCCAGGGAGCUCAUGAGCCAACAUCUGAAGAAGCCCAUCGCCACAGCUUCCAGCUGAAUGCCAGACAAGGGACCUGUCUAAGCCCAGCCUUUUCUCUCAUGGGUUUUAAGGGUGACUCUGCCUCCACUGUCAUUGUGAAGGCCUUUGGUGCAACACUUGAACACCAAGCUUGAAUGCACUGUCUUCAGCAGUCUUACGAUCAGACUGGAGCAGAGGAGCUCAGAUUAGAGAGCACAGAGUGCCUCCACUCUGGUACCAGUGGGCCGUACAUUGUAGUCUGACCUAGGGCAAAAGAGGGGAUUGCAACCUCUUAUGUUUGUGGGCUGGAAAGCAAUGUUUUCACAGAUAUUGCCAGUGCAAAGUACCCCCAAAGCAAUAGAAAGGCAUGUUUAGAACCAACUCCCCCAACAAAGGCAGGCUGCUGUACAAGAAGGAAGAGGGCAGACUUGAGGUGGUGCUGCGUGCUUUGGAAGGGCCUCAGCCUGGAGCAGUUCUGUAGAUUCUCUUUCCAUGAGUGUGAUUUGUGAUCAGCUUGGUGAACAAGACUCGUUAGCCAUCACUAAUUGAUUUUCUCUAGAGCAUUGAAGAGAAAUUCAUUCUGGUGGAAACAGGCCGAGCAGAUUCUGCCUGUUCUCGUGCUCUGCUAGGAUUGGUGAAUGCACCUGACUUUGCCCUGCCCGCCAGCUGUGCGGGGCGAUGGGAGACUGGCUUUUUCACUUCUGCUCUGCCCGUCUGCUUUGUCUGCGGUGUGUCACAGCCUGGUGCUAACACAGGAAUGGCACCUGAUCCUCUCCUGGCAUGGAAACAGAACUCACGUUCCUGUGUUGCUCCUCCUCCCCUUUUCUGCCCUCAGCUCUCCACUUCCUACUGCUCUGUAUCCUGAAAACUUGAUACCUUGAGGGUAUAGGCCAUAAUAUGUUGUUUUACCUCCUGGAAUGUGCUGUCUGGUGUAUGUGAGGGUUUCAGUCCAAAUGCUGCUAUAUAUUUCUGUGCACUUAAUGUAACCCGAAAAAGGGAGAAUGAAGCAUUGAUACCAAAAUGGAGGUGGGGAAAGACACUGGCUGACACAGACACUACAGCCUGUGCUUUUCACUUCAGGAUGUACAACCAAGCUGCAGUGAUAAACAUGACACGUGGCAUCUGUUCAGCGGUGGAAACAAUAUCUCUGGUUUGCCCCAGUGCUACCUAAAAAUGCCUCUUGAAUUUGACUUCCUUUUUUUUUGUCUCCUGUACAGUGGUCAGAGUUCAGAGUUGCCAACUUGUAAUUGCCUCUCUGCUUGUUCCUUAAACUAGAGAGCAGGAAUCCCAACUCAUUCCAAAAAAGAAAAGUAACUGGGUUUAGAAAGUAAGAAAGAUUUUCAAAGAGAAGAUGGCUUUGGGUGAGCUUCAGUUUCAUUGCUAGAUCUCUGGGGGAGUUUCCAUCCUGCCUCCUUUCCAAGAUAUCUGCAGGUAUUAGUGAGGAAAAGAGUUUGAAUGUGGGGCAUUUCUUUCCAGAAAUGCAGGUUUUCUUCCCAAAGACAUGGAAAUGCCUGCAUCAUGAGCUGGGACCUCAUAUGGUUGGAGGGAGGAGCUGUGAGGGCAUUUGGUCAAACAAAGCAAAGUACUUUACGCUGUUGUGACCUCCCAGACUUUUGCUGAUGGUUUGUCAUCUCCACCAGAGGGAAUGGAACAGUGACCCUUUCCUGCACUUUGAUAUGUCAGCCUCUGGUUUUGUAAAUCCCAGUAGUGCAAACCGAGCUAGCAUCACCUGAAGACCCUGUACCUACUUGGACUCUGCUUCUUUUCCAUACUGGGAACAACCAAUAUGGCUUUGGGACGAGAAGGCACCUUGCUUCAGAUUCUCCCCUGCCUUGUACCUUGCAGUCAUUGCCAGACGUGGAAGAGUGACCAUUGGGCUGGCAGAAGAAUCUGCUCCUGUUUUACACGUGUUGGAAUGACUGCAAGCAAUAAGGAAGCCAGAAACUAGGUACUCCUGGCCCUUCUGUUCAGGCCAUUAGUCCAAACUGCUUUUAGCUCUUGUGAGUUUCAGCGUCACAAUGUGCUGGCCAAAAACUCUAAAAUCAGUUCUAUAGCAUUGUGACAAACAAAAUGUGCUGUACAACUCAAUACAGUUGAAAUAAAAUCUCUAUAUUAGU